AUGCCGCCGUCGACCAGCAGCACCUCCUCGUCGGCAGGACGAAGGAACUCGUUCUACGCGCGCCACCACCGGAGCAACUCGGCCAACUCGACUGGCAGCGCGUCGAGCUCCAAGGGCAAGUCGUCUUCUCGGACGAGGAACCCGUCGCCCCUUGGCCUGAGCAAGCAGCAGACUGCCGUCCUCCUUGCCGCCUCGACCGCCUCGAAACGCUCGUCGAUCAGCUCUACCGCCUCCUCUUCGACCUCGGUGGCCUCGACAUCCACCUUUGCCACUUCUGGCCCCUCGACCUCGGCAGCGGCCAUUGCUGGCGCUGAGCCGCGCAACAUGCUGCUCGAGGACGAGUAUCAGGACGAGGUCAUCGCCCACAUGCACACCAUGGAGACGCAGACGAUGGCGUCGAUCGAGCUCAUGGACGUCCAGCCGGAGCUGCGGUGGUUCAUGCGUCCCUACUUGGUGGAUUUCCUCAUCGAGAUCCACCAGACCUUUCGCCUGCGGCCCGAGACGCUCUUUCUCACGAUGAACAUAGUCGACCGAUACGUGUCGAAGCGCAUCGUCUACAAGCGCCACUACCAGCUCGUGGGCUGCGCAGCGCUCCUCAUCGCGGCCAAGUUCGAGGACUCCAAGGACCGCGUCCCCUCGGUGGGCGACCUCAGCCAGAUGUGCUGCAACGCGUACGACGAGAGCGCCUUUACCCAGAUGGAGGGCCACGUCCUCUCGACGAUUGGCUGGACCCUUGGCCACCCUACCGCCGAGGCGUGGCUGCGCAUCGAAAGCGCUCGCGCCAAGGAGGACAUCAAGACGCUCAACGCAGCGCGCUUCCUCCUCGAGGCGAGCCUCUUCCAGCGCGAGUUCAUCGGCGUCACUUCGUCAGCCCUGACUCGCGGCGCCCUGAUCCUCGCGCGCCUCAUCUGCGGCCAGACGUCGCGCCUCCACCGCGCUGCCGUGACCGAGGAGCAGGAGGAGGCGGCCAACAGCGCCGCCCAGAUGCUCGACGCCUACCUGGUCGAGAGCCUGCAGGACCUCUCGGUCAUCCUCGUCAAGAAGCACUCGCACUCGCACUUUUCCAACGCCUCGACGCUCGUCUGCGACUGGUACCGCGCCCGCGCCGCGGCCGCCGCCGCUCCCGCCGGCCUGCUGCCUGCACAGGCGCUUCGGUCGGGCGAGGGCCGCAACGGAGCCGAGGUCGAUGAGGACGAGGACGACGACGAGGAUGUCGAGGACGACGACUCGAUGUGCUCGCGCUCGACGACGCCAUCGUCGAUGCUCUCGACUCCGUCCCGCUCGAUGGACGAGGACGAGGACGACGAGGACGAGAUGCCCGUCACGCCGCUCUCGCUCUACUCGCUCCACGACCCUCUGAGCUCGGCCGCCGCCGCCGCCGUGUCCAACAUGUCGGUCGACCGCGCAGCCUCGGUGCACCACCGCGGCGCAGCCUCCGAGGCGGGCAAGGAGAACCGCCCUCACCACCAGCACCACCAUUACGCGGCCGCAGCCGAGCGACAGCAGAAGCCGGCGCCGGUCAACGUCAAGGCGCCGACGAUUGUCGUCUCCGAGUCGAGGCCCGCGCUCAGCGCCAUGCCAUCGUGGCAGUGCAACGUCUAA
Messenger RNA from Pseudozyma flocculosa PF-1, 1602 nucleotides. RefSeq lists its product as uncharacterized. The transcript has a single exon. Gene Ontology annotation, molecular function: cyclin-dependent protein serine/threonine kinase regulator activity. Gene Ontology annotation, cellular component: cyclin-dependent protein kinase holoenzyme complex; cytoplasm; centrosome. The record is from RefSeq and is a predicted model, not a curated record. Gene Ontology annotation, biological process: regulation of cyclin-dependent protein serine/threonine kinase activity; mitotic cell cycle phase transition. Bases 1 to 1602 code for a protein of 533 amino acids. NCBI's taxonomy places the organism in Eukaryota, Fungi, Basidiomycota, Ustilaginomycetes, Ustilaginales, Ustilaginaceae.